Cryphonectria parasitica EP155 is the source of this 606-nucleotide messenger RNA. RefSeq names its product Calycin-like protein. Lineage: Eukaryota; Fungi; Ascomycota; Sordariomycetes; Diaporthales; Cryphonectriaceae. The record is from RefSeq and is a predicted model, not a curated record. The transcript has 4 exons. Bases 1 to 606 code for a protein of 201 amino acids.
AUGCAUUCCACAUCGAUCCUCACAUGCGCCCUGUCGCUGGCUGCGGCCGUCUCGGCGUCGUCUGUGUCUCCCAGGGCCACCACAUCCAACGGGACGAAUGUCGUCUCUGCGAACUGGGACGGCGAGUGCUUCUACCCCAUCUCGGACUCGACCUUUGAUAUCGACACCUACCUGGGCGUCUGGUACCAGGUGGCGGGCUACACGGCCAUCUUCGACGCCGGCUGCAAGUGCAUCACCGCCAACUACACGCUCAACGAGAACGGCACCGUCCACGUCGUCAACCAGUGCCAGGAGCUGGGCCUGCCCAUCAGCAUCGAGGGGACGGCGACUGCUGCCGAUGCGGCCUAUGGCGAUGCUGGUGUCUUUGUGGUGACGCUGGAAGGGUUCGGCGAUGUCUGCCCUGGGCCCAACUACAUUGUUCAGGAAUACGUGGUGGAUGACUAUGCCAUCGUGCAGUCUCCCGACUUUUCGACAUUGUUUGUACUCAGCCGCGAGCAGAACCUGACGACCACCGAGAUUGACACUCUGGUGGCGCGUGCAGUAGCUCUGGGCUCAGACGAAGCUCUGAUUGUGACAGACAGCCAGUCUGGAUGCCUUUACACCUAA